Molecule: messenger RNA, 282 nt
Organism: Parastagonospora nodorum SN15
Lineage: Eukaryota; Fungi; Ascomycota; Dothideomycetes; Pleosporales; Phaeosphaeriaceae
Exons: 2
Coding region: 1-282 (93 amino acids)
Source: RefSeq, a predicted model, not a curated record
AUGGCUCUUGAAUACUACUUGAAGAAACCGACUGCAAAUACAUACUAUUACUCUCAAAUGGCACUAUACGGUCAGACAAAAGCGUACCUCAUCACCUUUCAAAGAAUCAUUUCAGGGCUUCCAUUUGGCUCAAUCUUCUACCACACUGACAUGGCAGGAGACCAGAGUCCAAUCAAAGCCACUUUUGCUCCCCGCAUAUUACCCAGUCUGCGUCCUUUACAACAACACAUGAUAGAGGAUCAAAAGCUCGUCUCGACCUGGACAAGCCGUAGUUUUGCUUGA